UUCUAUCUUGUAGAAUCCUGGGACACAGCCAAAGUUGGUACGUAUCAUUAGUACAGACAAUAAGAAGAUCAACCCACUUUGGUCAUCCAUGGACUGCAAUCCUUUGGACUCUAGCAAGCCAGAUGUGUGCCCCAGGGUCAGCCUCCACACAAGAAGCUGUCUCACUCUGAUGCCCUACACUCUAGUCAAACCGUGUAGGCCUGGCCGGCCGCGGCCAGUGCUCUUGGUGCCAGCACUUUCGGGGAGAAUCAUAGCCGAUAAACUGUGCCUUUCCAAGAGCUUUGAAAAAUGCCCAGCAGAGCUUCAGAAUGAAACACAGAGCAGAGAUGUACUCCCUGACAAGAAAGGGACAAAUAGCAGCUGUUGCAUUCCACGACAGGCUCUGGAGGUGCUAAUGGAGAAGAAGAUUCAUGGCUGGCUGGACAUGGACCUGGAAAAAGUUCAGGAACUGCUGGCUAUGGAAAUCUAUCCCAUCAUUAUCCUGGUCAUCAUCACUGAGAAGAAUGGAAAGAAAUUCAGGAAAGCCUUACAGCGCCUUGGAGUGACCGAGGAACAGCUUUUGGAGAGUGCCCGGAAAGAGGAGGCUCAGCUUGAGAGAGUGCCCUGCUUGUAUGGCACCAUCACCCCUGAUGCCUGGAAUGACCUCGAUGCUCUGGUCAGCUGUGUCAAUGCAGUCAUCUCUGAUGAGCAAAAAAAGGUGGUGUGGGUGGAACAAGUAUCUCACUGA
Molecule: messenger RNA, 727 nt
Organism: Heteronotia binoei (common prickly gecko)
Lineage: Eukaryota; Metazoa; Chordata; Lepidosauria; Squamata; Gekkonidae
Product: caspase recruitment domain-containing protein 14-like
Exons: 5
Coding region: 89-727 (212 amino acids)
Source: RefSeq, a predicted model, not a curated record